Messenger RNA from Recurvomyces mirabilis, 1959 nucleotides. RefSeq lists its product as uncharacterized. The coding region runs from base 1 to 1959 and encodes 652 amino acids. NCBI's taxonomy places the organism in Eukaryota, Fungi, Ascomycota, Dothideomycetes, Mycosphaerellales, Teratosphaeriaceae. The record is from RefSeq and is a predicted model, not a curated record. Gene Ontology annotation, molecular function: succinate-semialdehyde dehydrogenase (NAD+) activity; protein heterodimerization activity. Gene Ontology annotation, biological process: GABA catabolic process. Gene Ontology annotation, cellular component: cytoplasm. The transcript has 2 exons.
AUGGCACGAGCAAUGAAGAAAGAGGCGCACGAAGACGAGUGGAUGAUGGAUGCGCACGACUCGAAGCGAGCACACAACGGCCAGCAACAACCCUUCGGUCAGGACCUACCCGACGCAACUCUCGGCGUCCACCUCAAAACCUCCUUCCCUGUCGCCCGAAUCAAGCGCAUCAUGCAAGCCGACGAAGACAUCGGGAAAGUCGCCCAAGUUACCCCUCACGUCGUCAGUCGAGCCCUCGAACUAUUCAUGAUUCGACUCAUCACCGCAUCCGCCCAACAAGCCAGUGGUGGAGCAGGAGGCGGCGGCAAAGGUCCAAAGAAGAUCCAGGCACAGCAUAUGAAGCGUGCGAUUCAGGGCAACGAGAAUUUCGACUUUUUGAACGAGAUUGCGGUGAAAGUGCCUGAUGCGCCGGCUAAGACGAGUAAGAAGCAAGAGGUUGAUAGCGAUACCGAGGACGCGAAGCCCAGGAAGAAGAGCACGAGCAAGAAGCACGAUGUCAAAAACAAGAACCUCCUCAAGCACAAAGGCCUCAUCAACGGCGAAUGGGUCGAUUCCGCCUCCAGCGCCAGCACCUUCGACGUCGUCGACCCGGCCACCCUCGACAAGCUCGCCACCCUCCCCGAAAUGGACAAACACGACACCGCCCUCGCCGUCGACGCCGCGCACACGGCCUUUAAAUCCUGGAAAACCACCUCCGCCCGGCAGCGCGCGAGGAUGCUACGGAAAUGGUCGGAUCUCUGCCUUGAGAACGCGGACGAUCUAGCUUUGAUAAUGACGCUGGAGAACGGUAAGACGUUGACUGAAGCCAAAGGCGAAGUCGUUUACGGCGCCUCCUUCCUUGAGUGGUUCGCCACCCAAGCUGAAAUGAUACACGGCCAAGUCGUGCCCCCUGCCAACCAAAACCAACGCAUCGUCACUUUCAAACAACCUAUCGGCGUCGCGGCCUGUUUGGCCCCCUGGAACUUCCCUAUUGCGAUGAUCACGCGGAAAUGCGGCGCUGCGCUCGCCGCGGGGUGUACGACUGUGUGGAAACCUGCCGGCGAGACGCCGUUGAGUGCGAUUGCGCAGGCUGUGCUGGCCGAGGAGGCUGGGUUUCCGAAAGGCACGAUCAAUCUGAUCACGAGUUUGACGACGGUCGCGGAGGUGGGGGAGGAGCUUUGUGUGAAUCCCAAGGUGCAUAAGCUUUCUUUUACGGGUUCCACGCGGGUGGGGAAGUUGCUGAUGCGGCAGUGUGCCUCUACGCUUAAGAAGCUGAGUUUGGAACUCGGGGGCAAUAGUCCCUUUAUCGUUUUUGACGACGCGAAGAUGAGUACGGCUGUUGAGGCGGCUGUUCUGGCGAAGUUCCGCAAUUCGGGUCAGACUUGCGUGACGGCGAAUCGGGUCUUUGUGCAGGCGGGGAUUUACGAUGAGUUUGCUAAGCAGCUCACUGAGCGCAUCAAGACGCUCAAGGUGGGUGCGGGGACGGAUAGUGAUGUUUUUGUUGGACCCCUGACGCACGAACGGGCGGUGGAGAAGGCAGUGGCUCAUAUUGAGGAUGCGAAGAAACAUGGUGGGGAGGUGGUGUACGGUGGGAAAGCCAUGGAGGGGAUGGGCAAGGGCUACUUCCUCCAACCUACCGUCAUCACGGGUAUGAACACCAAGAUGCUCACCACCCGCGAAGAGACGUUCGCUCCCGUAGUCGGGUUAUAUAAGUUCGAAACAGAGGAGGAGGUGAUUGCCCUCGCGAACGACUGCGAUGUCGGCUUGGGUAGCUUUGUGAUCACGGAGAAUAUGGCGCGGAGUUGGCGCGUGGCGGAGGCCUUGGAGGUGGGGAUGGUGGGUGUGAAUUUGGGGAUGCUGAGUGCGUGCGAGUCGCCUUUUGGCGGGGUCAAGGGGUCCGGGUUCGGGCGCGAGGGGGGGACGCAGGGGAUCGAGGAGUAUCUUUUCACAAAAUCUAUGCUGAUUAAUGUGGCGAAUUGA